UGGGUUUUUUUCGUAGCCAAGCAGUACGUUAUGAGGCAGGCUGGCGAGAGGGCAAGUUUUUUAGCCGUGCGAGUCUCUGCAGGAUAAAAAAAAUAAAACAAACAGCUACACCGGCACUUUUAAAGUUUCGUUGGGUGUGAGCAGAGGGGAAAAAUAAUUUUUUCCCCUCAUGUUUCGCAAGUUUCUCAACUUGCUUUCCGCUCCCUCGCGCUUUUGUUGACAAACAACUAUCCGCGCGUGCCUCGUACGUUUUGUAGCGCCACGUGAACUCUCCCGGCUUUGUGUCAGUAGGUUCAAGUCCGUUUCGAACUCGGGACACCUAAGCCGCGUGAAACUCGGUAUAAUUUCGAACGUUCGUUCCACCGGGAUCACGAAACCGCUCAACGCAUUGUCCGAAGAAAAUAUAGACUGAGCGUGUGGUAUUUCAAAAAAUGUGCCUGGCCGUGUAGGGUCCCAUGCGAGUGUUGGGAUCUGGUUCGGUGAAUUUCACUCGCGACAAAAACGAAAAAGGCACUUGCUGAUCCGGGUAAAUGUUCGUGAAGAUCAAGUGGAAGAAGACGGUAGCUGAGUGCGGUGUACGGGAGGGGAUCGCUUGAUGACAUUCUUGCGUCGGUUGGUGUUUGGCAGCGGCCGGUAGGACGUGCAGCAGAGCGAGCAGACGCAACAUCGACGAGGGAAGUCUGUCGCUUUGUUUACCCGCCGCCCGCCACCGUGGAGUCCGCCGCGGGCCCGCUGCAGUUCCAGGCGUCGCCGCUAGGUGUCUCCAUGGCCGCCGACUACCAGCACGAGCACCAAGACGUGAAGAUUUGCUACAGUGCCCCGUCCACGCCACCGGGCGAUGGGCACGCCUCGGCCGCGCUGCAGGUGCCCGAGAAAAAGGUUCGCGGUCGCAAGAAAGGCAGUACCAACAAGAACAGAGAUGGCAUGUGGACGGGCGUCGAUCACAACAACCCUGAGAUCUUCGGCACGAAGGGCGACCUCCAUCUGCACUCGCAGCUGCACAUGCGCGAAGCCAAGCCCUACAAGUGCUCCCAGUGCAGCAAGGCGUUCGCCAACAGCUCGUACCUGUCGCAGCACACGCGCAUCCACCUGGGCAUCAAGCCCUACCGCUGCGAGAUCUGCCAGCGCAAGUUCACGCAGCUGUCGCACCUGCAGCAGCACAUCCGCACGCACACCGGCGACAAGCCCUACAAGUGCCGUCACACGGGCUGCAACAAGGCCUUCUCGCAGCUUAGCAACCUGCAGAGCCACUCGCGCUGCCACCAGACCGACAAGCCCUACAAGUGCAACUCGUGCUACAAGUGCUUCAGCGACGAGCCGUCGCUGCUCGAGCACAUCCCCAAGCACAAGGAAUCCAAGCACCUGAAGACGCACAUCUGCCAGUAUUGCGGCAAGUCGUACACGCAGGAGACCUACCUGACCAAGCACAUGCAGAAGCAUGCCGAGCGCACGGACAAGCGGCCGCCCAUCACGGGGCUGGGACUGACGGUGGCCGUGGCAGGAGGCAACCAGGGCCCGCCGUCCGGCGAGCAGCACCCGCAGUCCUACUGGCCCAAGGUGUCCCCCGACACCGCCAACUCGCUCGUCGACGCCAUGGGCCAGCAUGACGCCUGCCUCCAGCAGGGCGGCAACGGCUUGCCGGCCGACCACCACCUCGCCCACCGCGGCAUGAUGGACCACCACGCGCGCCAGAUGAACGGCGGCGGCAACCCCGAGGACGACCUCCCCGGCAUGCCGCGGCCGCCCAAUCCGGGCCACAUGCACGCGCCGCCUCCGCCCGCGGCCACGCCCACCUCCCAGGGGAUCUCCUCGUCGUCGCCGUCCGUCGCGUACGUCGACUCGGGCCUUGUCAAGAGCUCGGCGGGACCCACGUCCGCGUCGGCCUUCACGCCGAUCCAGUCGAUGGCGGGGCUGGCGCCGGCGCACCACGCGCUCAACCACCUGCCCCACCACCACCACCAGCUGGGGAUGGCGCCGGCGGCGGCGCGGUCCGCCUACCUGCCGUACGAGGCCAUCUCGUUCCCGGCGCCCAAGGCGCUCGGCGAAAUGCCCAAGACCAGCUCCGCCAACAGCUUCCCGAACCAGCUGAUCUCGCUGCACCAGAUCAGGAACUACGCGCACCAGCCGUCGUCCACCGGGCUCAUGGCCGGCGACCACCUCCUGGGCCUCAAGGACAAGGCACAAUAAUGUUACGCCCCCUGCGGCGGCGAGCGCUACGGCUACUGCUACAGUGACAACUUCAACUACCGCUGGUCCCAGUGAUGAAACUCCUCCCCCCCCCCCCCUGUUCGUGCUUUUCAGCUCGAUGUGAUCUACAUGUGUAAACUGCGCUGCGUCACGCCGCGAGACGAGUGUAAGUGUUUCAACUGGUCUGCGGUGUCACGUAAAAUGCAACAAGACAUAUUACAAAUGAAAUAAGUGAUCAGAAGAAAAAAAAAGUGAAGCAGCUUUGGCUUCACAUACUGUAUAGCGUGUUCGACGUUUGAUUAUGCUGUGGGUGGUACAAUGCAAAAUAGUUAAAUAAAUUCUUUAUCUAAAGCUGUUGUUAACGCUAAUUACAGUAAUUGAAUUUGAAUAGCGUUCCAAAGUAGUUUUACUGUUACAUUCUGUAAAAUAUUUUUUAGGCGGCAACUGUUUGGAAUUGAGGUUGUGUCAAGUGUGACAAAUAAUUUGGGACAAACCCUGAUCUACUCAUUAUUGUUUGGAAAUGCUUUAACUUGCAUAUUUAGUUUAUUUUGAAAAUAAUUAGCUGUGGAAUUUUUGAAACUGUUGUUCUUUUUAUUUUUAAAAAAAUAUUUAAGCGCUCUGCAUUUACUGAUUGUUUACAAACAUUCAAAUGCUGUGUGAUUUUAUAUGUCUAGAACAAUAAAUUUACUUAAUUCCACAAUUUAUUCAGUUACACCAAACAUGCUGAUCAGAUAUUUCAGAUGGUACAGGUAUCGUAUCUCGUAUUUAUUUCAAUCACAGAAGUCAAUGCUUGAAAAAGAAAGUUCUUAACAGCCAAAGUUAUGGUUUUAGAUAUUCCUAAAAUGUUUCUGCUUGAAUUAAGAAACAUUCAACAUGGACUUUUUUUUUCAACACCCUACAGUCACUUGAAGAUAAUAGUUGAAAAUUUUAAAAAUAAUGCAUCUUAUUUCUAAAAAAAGACACAUGAUUAAUGACAAAUCUGUUCAGAUAUCAUUUUAGCUAAAAAAAAAUAUUUAUAUUCAGACUAUGUGUACAAAGCUUAAUACGGAAAAAAAAAAAAAUGUUUCUGUUGUAGGUAAUUAUUUAUUUGGUUGUUUCCGAAUCACUUUCAUAAUUUAUAUAAUGCUCAAAAGUAUUAAUUACUACUAAGUUCCCUGUUAUCAGAUUUUUAAAUAAAUAUUCAUUCAUAGAUGUUACUGUUGUAGAUGUGCGUAUCCAUAAAUGGUUCAAAACACACGCUGAGUAAGAAAAUUAACUCUUAAAAAUUUUGGUGCUCCUUUCUCGUGGUACACUGCAGAAUAUAGACCAGCAACAGUAUGAAAAUUACAAAAAAAAAAAAAAAUCCUUUUAGCAGAUGCAACCAUGCAUGUAAUUUGUUUAAAAACGCAAUUUUGUUUUUUACGUAUAGGCCUAAUACUUAUAGUCUUAUUACAAUUUCCUGUGUUAUGGUUAAACAUCCUGGUUAGAUGGCAUACAACUUUGCAUAACUGAUCGGGGAAAUAUGAAAAACUCGAAAAAAUGCAACUGAAAAUUGGAAAGCAGUCAUCAUUAAUGACAAAUUUUAUGAAAUCUGUGUCAUGCAUUAAGUUAUAAAAUAUUGCUUCAUUCCAUCAAACGCAUUUUUUGUUCAUAAUCACCCGAAGUUUAUUUAACAUCAUCUUGGAACUACAAUAUUUUCCAAAAUCCCGGUUUUUAAAAGGAAAACGUAAACAAAAAAUGAUAGUAUUAGAAUAUGGGGGAACUAAAGAAUGUCUUUGCAACCAAAAACAAUAAGGCUUUUUUCACUAAGCAGAACACUUACUAUAGCGCCAGUAAUGUUUCACUUAUUAACACACAUAAUUUUCUAUCCAAUAAUUGAUUUGGCUAAAAACCAGAAAUUAUAUUUCUCUGCUCUCUUUCAUUCAAGUUUCAUAACAAUUUGUAUUGGGAUUUUUUAUUUGAUAUACUGCCUGAUAUAAAUCACAGAAACUGUAUUUCAGACUAAGUGUAUAUAUUAACAAUUAAAACCACUUUAUGACUAAAUAUGUAUUAAGAACUGCGAAGAAAAUUAUAUGAUUUCAGUUCGUUAUUUGGCUAAGUCUGUCAGAAAAUGUGUUGUACCAUCACUUCAAGGAAAUAAUAUGGUCGUUUGUACUUAAUACUACAUUCUGAAUUUUCCUAGCCCAGGUUGGUCGUAUCCGACAGUAAGAAACCGAUUAACUUCAAUUUUUAUUCCCCACUAAGAAGUUUGACACUAGACUACAUCUCAAAACUUAAGCUUAGCCAAGUAUUAUUUUUUAUUAAGGUCUCUGUCAGUCAUAUAUUCUGUCCAAGAAAAUUAAAAUAACUUUGCGCUGAUCCCAUAUUUAACCACUUUAAUAAACUGGUGUAGGGCACUGUUUCAAAGAUGAAGUUUUAAAUGACUGAAAAUGUUUUAAUUCAUGUAUUUUGUAUAAUCAUAAUAUGAAAUCCAUUGGCAGAAAAGAGAAAACUACCCCCCUCCCAAAAAAUAUUUUUCACAGACAUAGAUCCACUGAAAUAUGACGUUAAAUAUACUUUUUUUUAGGAACCCAUGAAUGUAGCGAUUGCAUUUAAGGGGAUAAAAACAUUCCUUUAGAGUUUUAUGAAGUAGUUUGUGAACUUUUAUGACCGGGGAGGACUUCAAUGUCGCCCUUAAACGUUUAAGUAAAAGCAUAUUUGUGCCUGUGCCGAGCGCAGACCUAAGCUGUAACGCACAACUCGUGAUAUCAGUCUGUGACGACAAGGGGUAAAGCUUACACAUGCCAUAGAGCACACAUGUCGUUUUGUUGUUUCUUUUUUCCCUGCCCGAUACUUCGAAAACUGUAGUAUACACACUUUUUGUGAUUUGUUUACAAUAUUAAAGUAACAAUGUAGAAAAAAUCUGUUAAAGUAUGUAGGCAUUGGGUCCUUCCUUUUUUUUUAACCAAGAGAAAAAGUAAAUCUCAUUAAACUUUGUUUAAGCUUCCAAAAACAAUAAAAUUACCAAGAUAUCAGCACAACUGUAAUUUUUUUAAAGUUUUAUAUUACUUUCAGUUCGUCAGAUGGUAUCGAAUAUCCCACGAUCCAAUAACAAAUUACAUUCAAACGAAUAACUGUUUUCCGUUGCCAAACAGUGACGCCAGUUGCACAGAUUCGUUUUCACACGACUCGGCGUCACUGCUUCUUGCUGUCGGUCGCUGGUCCAAGGUCGUGUUUGGCAUGUCGAAGCGACUGCACCAGUUUAAUACGUAACGCAUAAACGUCUGCUUGAAGCACCGGCGGAAUCCCCAGUGUUUCCCCUGGAAACGUCAUAUAAACGCGUGCUGGUUUUUUCAGCUUAUAAUGGCAUCGUCUUUCAAACAUGGACUUGCCUCUGGACCUCGUAGUUUGCCCAGGUCAUAAUCACUUUUGGUGUUUUACGAGGGAUAUUUUUUUUGGCAUAGUCUGCCGAAAAUUUCAAAUAUCUAUAGACCUGCAAAGUUUACAUUAUUUCGGUACUUGUCUAGAUUCAAACAUGUGUACAUAUAAAUUAUCCUUGACAUUGGAUAAAAAUUUAUUCAACACACCCUGAAACACAAGAAGCCAAAAUGCGAUAAACACCUAAAAAAGCAGUUGACCAAAUAACUUGCGAGAGAAGGUAAAAUGUGGCUGCAGCCAUUGAAUACAUGUCAUCGACUUCAUUAUGCACACGUCUGUGGAUCCAAACUUAUAAUCACUGACAAACAGUACUUCCGUUAACACUAUACAAUAUUUGGCUUAGUGAAUAAUAUAUAUAUAUAUAUAUAUAUAUAUAUAUAUAUAUAUUGUGACUACAGUAUAAUGUAAACACGUAUGUGUUUUUUUUCAUAUAAUCCCAUGCAAAAUACUAGAUUAAUGAGAAUAAAAUUAUAAACCGGGGAAGUAGCAAAAAAAAAAAACUCUUCUAAAGCGUAUCUACUGUCGAAUUACCGUUUCUUACGUGUUUAUUUUUGAAAUUUUGUGCAGUAUUUAUCGCUACAAAAAAAAACCACGGAUGGUCUCUCGAUAACAGAAAGUGUUUUUAGAAAUGUACAGUUUUUGCGAGCCUCGGAUUUGAUGAUACCGUUUUUCAAACACAGACAUUUAGCUUUCUUUGUAGAAAACCACUGUUUUCAGUAUCAGAUACAAUAUCUUCAUUUGGGUUGGCGUGUUUUGAUUUAUUAUUCUAUGGCUAUUUUAUUAUUUUCUGCAAUUACAUUUUAUCUGGUAUAAGUAAAUUACGAUGAUUGGAAAAAAAGAGAAGGUGAAAAUUUCUCUAAUUAUCGACAGGAUCAAACAUUUCUCAUAAUUUCCAUGAUAGUUGUUCGUACUUAAUAAUUUUACCAUGAAGGAUCGUAGUGCCAUUGCUAAGAUCUCAAAAGCGUAAGAAAGAAAUGUGAUAUCGAGAUUAUGAUGAAUUUUUAGUCAACGAGGUAAGCAUAGAAGCCCUGAAAUUAAGCUGAACGUUAAGUAAACACUAACGUAACUUAACACUUGUAGUGUAAUCGAUAAGCGCCUGAAGUUCCGCAGAGAUAAGUCGAUACCUUACGACAGCGUAUUCGAACGACAUAUGGCUAUGAAAAAUAAUUAUUUCAUGUUUAUUUUAAACACACUCGUCUGUAUGAGGUAUUCAAUGGUGAGUGAAUUUCACUUCUUAUAAACAAGAAGACAUUUAGUAUUAAUCAAGUUUAAAAAGCGACUUUCAACCAUAAGAAUAUGACACUUCCUCUUGAUAAUUCGAAAAAUGUACAUCUUUGAUUCAUAACUGUAGCAUUUAAAGACUGCAAACAAAACUUUGCCAAGUUUUAUUAUUUUAUUUGUUUCUCUAAAGUAAUAAUUAUUUGGUACUUAAGUAACGGACAAAACCCAAUGUUUCCAAACGUACCAAAUAGCGCGCAGCACAUAAUAAAUAUGUGGUGUGCAGUGUAUUCGCCGUAACGGUGAAACCUAAAAACCAGCAAAAAACUGUGAUUUAUUGAAUUAAGAGUGUACUCAUAUUUUUAUAAUUACCAUCCCAGAUAUUGGGACCAAAAUUGGAGAUAUUAUAAAAUAAUUUUUUUGCUCAAGCACAUGUGUGCUUGUUAUUCUGUACACGUGAUUUUCUUCUUAAUCAUAAUCACAUUAAUUUCAGUUCUACUUUAAUAAUUAUCAGUAUCUCAUUUUCGCGUUGUUUUGCGAAAGUGGUAUUUAAAUUAAAUAUAACUAGACCUUUAAGUUAAAUUUGUUUAUUAUUAUAAUAUACUGUGUAUCUACUUUUUCUCAGAAAUAAUAUUAUUGGAAGAUUUUAGUCUUACUUAGUUAUUCGUCAGCAUGUGAAGUGAUUAAAGUUAUAUGAUACAUCUCAGCGAUGUCAAGGUUAUGCUCAAUAAAAUAUCUAAUAUUUUAUUUUUGGAAUGUUUUUUUUUCUUCUUUAAUUCGUUUUGAACCACUGCCUCUUUGUGAGAGAACGGACUUAAGUCGUGUAUCACCACAGUGACGUGGCUGUCAGCAUAUUAUUUUGUAUAAUUUUAUUAAAUUCUAGAAUUUUUUGUGUUUUAUACGUUAUUCAGAAAUACUCUGGUCUCUGGUUGAAUUAUACUUGCCAGUUUCCUAUAAAUUGUGUACGUUUAAAGUAAUGUUAGAAAGUGUGACUGGAACAUAACAAAGCUUGGAAGCCUUGUAAUUUUUUAUGCUUUAAAAUGUUUUUGGAAUAAGUUAAUAAAUGUUUAUUUUUGGUAAUGUUUAUAAUAACUUGUCCGCAUGAUAUGCACGAUAAAAUUGAGAUAAAUGAUGUCAUAUGACGUUUCAAUGUUAUUCGUUCCUGAUAAAUAAACCACUGAAUUUACUAGUAACAAACCUUACAAAAUUAAAGUAAACUUCGCACCCAAAUAUUGCUUGAAAUGAUUUGCUUUAUUUCAUACCUUGUUUUAAAGUGCAAAUAAAAUGA
This is a messenger RNA of Bacillus rossius redtenbacheri, 8089 nucleotides long. Its product is annotated as zinc finger protein rotund-like. Gene Ontology annotation, biological process: regulation of DNA-templated transcription. The record is from RefSeq and is a predicted model, not a curated record. Gene Ontology annotation, molecular function: DNA-binding transcription factor activity, RNA polymerase II-specific; RNA polymerase II cis-regulatory region sequence-specific DNA binding. Bases 766 to 2187 code for a protein of 473 amino acids. The transcript is spliced from 3 exons. Lineage: Eukaryota; Metazoa; Arthropoda; Insecta; Phasmatodea; Bacillidae.